This is a messenger RNA of Gongylonema pulchrum, 348 nucleotides long. The record is from the annotation of a GenBank genome assembly. NCBI's taxonomy places the organism in Eukaryota, Metazoa, Nematoda, Chromadorea, Rhabditida, Gongylonematidae.
AGAGAUACAUUUUUGGAACGCAGCGACGUUGGUGAAGGUACCUCACUUCACUCGAUCUCCUCCGGAAGUUUGCUUGGCGACGAAUUGCUCACAUCACAGUUCAGUCUGUCUGUGCCAACAAAUGAGGAUUUCCAUGUUUCGGAAUUGGCCAAAGCAGAGCCCGCUGUAUUCGAAACUGUCUGCGAUAUAAUUUUCAAGCAGUACGACCUCCGGCCAUCCGUAACCUCACAUGUGGAAGCGGCAACCAGACAACUUUCAGUUCAGUCAAUGCCGUGUAGAAAGAUGGAACGCUCGCUGGCUGGAAACUGGUGUCCGGAAACAAUUGUUAGUUGCCAAUUCCAUUUUUAA